Molecule: messenger RNA, 927 nt
Organism: Scedosporium apiospermum
Lineage: Eukaryota; Fungi; Ascomycota; Sordariomycetes; Microascales; Microascaceae
Exons: 2
Coding region: 1-927 (308 amino acids)
Biological process (GO): secondary metabolic process
Cellular component (GO): cytoplasm
Molecular function (GO): hydrolase activity; carboxy-lyase activity
Source: RefSeq, a predicted model, not a curated record
AUGUCUACCCCAGUUACCUUGGAUUACGCGGCAGUUGGUGGCAGGGGCUGUGGACUCCACUUUGCCGGUCCAAAGAAGAAGGUUUUAAACUGGGCGCCGCCAGCCAUCCCCGAAGUCGCUCGUCUGCUCGCCUACAGCCAUUCUGAUCCUGAGAUUGCUGACAAGAAGCGUUCUCCCGAUGAGGUCAUCGCACUAAUGGAUGAAGCGGGAGUUUCCCAUGUCUGUCUAUCCGCUUGGAGCCGCCCUGGCCAAAUGAUCUUCUCCAACGAGGAGGUUGCCAGGUAUACUCGGCCUUACCCGAAUCGGAUUUUUGGCCUUGCUGCUGUUGAUCUUCACAACCCUGUUAGGGCGGUCAAAGAGCUCGAGUACUACGUCAAGGUUGAAGGCUUUGUGGGCCUGAGAAUAGUUCCCUGGCUCUGGAACCUGCCGCCAACUGAUCCUCACUACUGGCCGCUUUUUGUCAAAUGCAUUGAACUUGACGUGCCGUUCCUCACCCAAGUUGGUCAUACGGCACCCGCAUGCCCCAGCGAGGUUGGGCGCCCAAUUCCAUACAUCGACACCAUUGCGCUCAAGUUCCCGGACCUCAAGAUAAUCAUGGGCCACAUAGGAUAUCCCUGGGCCGCAGAGACCGUGGCGGUUGCUUGGAAGCAUAAGAAUGUCUACAUCGACACUAGCGCAUGGUCACCAAAAUAUUAUGCACCGGAACUUAUCACGUUCGCCAAUACCACUGGGAGGACUAAAGUUAUGUUUGCAACGAACUUCCCACAGCUGGGACUCAAAGAAUGCGUUGACAAUGUCAACAACUACCUGGUCGGCAACAAGGGCGGGCUUAGAGAGACGUCAGUGAAGGAAUUUAUGGGAGAAAACGCUAUUCGAGUCCUGAAGCUGCCUCCUGUAAACUUGGAUAACCUUAGGGCCAACCUUUGA